UUCAUCUAUACGCAGUUUUCUUCACGUUUGUUGGGCAGGCUCCUGCUGAGUAUUUCUAGAGAUGACUGUGCUCACUGUCACUUCUGAUUUAUUUGCACUUGUUCGGCUUCGGAAGACCCGAUCUGCGAGCGUGGGAGUAAAAUAACGAGCAAUAAGAGCACUACUUACCGGCAAAAGCAUUGUUUAUCGUUCCUAGAAGCCUGAUGUGAGUCCUUGAGGUUGGUAGGACAUUCUCAUUAUGGCAACUCCUGCCUCCUCUUCUUCGCUGGCGGGAACAUCAAUCAUGUUUUUCCCCAGCGGCCACGCAAUGGCGCCACCGCAGCCAACAAGCGGCCAGCACGGAUCAUUUUCCUGUGGCAGUUCUGGUUCUUCGGGGAGCUGCCCGGCGGAGAUGUUGACGUAUGAGUCGGUACAUGCUCAAAUUUCCGUGUUCGAGGAAAUGGUGGAAAACCGAAGGCUCGCGAAGCUCAUCGAAAUGGACGACCACGUGGGCGUCUCCUUCCACCUGGCCACCGGGAUCUGCCUCGCGUCGACCAUCUUUUUCUUUGCGCAGGUAGCCUUCGUACCCGAUCGAUGGAGGAAUUCCAUGGUGAUCGCAGGGCUGGUUACAGGUAUAAUUGAGAUUGAAGAGCAACUCGCUUCAUUUUUUUUUCCUGGAAGAUCAAGAUUGUCUUUUGCGGUAGUCUACUAACCAGCCAGCAGGACAGAGAAAGCUUGAUUAGACACCACAAUGAACAAAUAGCGGUGCUUUAUAUAAAUGACAAAAUGAUGUUGAAAAUGAUAAUGAAGGUGUGGCCUGGCAUCACUACCAACACAUGCAAGAGAUCUGGGAAGACACGUCAAAAGCCCCGACCAUUUAUCGCUACAUGGAUUGGUUUGUGACCGUGCCCCUCCAAGUGAUCGAGUUUUACCUGAUCCUUGUCGCCGCGAACCCAGACGACAACAUUUCCGUCCCCGCUUCCCUGUUCUACCGCCUCCUGAUCGGCUCCAUUUUUAUGCUGGGCUUCGGGUACGCGGGCGAGGCCGAGUGGAUGGACCGGUGGGGGGCCUUUGCCGCGGGCUGCUGCUGCUGGGCGUACAUUAUGUACGAGGUAAGUACGAGGAAACAAAGAUCACUAAAUUUCUUUUCAUGAAUCACUUCUGUGGGUGUGCUCUCGUCGUGCUGCGGCACCCUGUUGCAUUAAUGACUUGUUUUAUAUGCUUUGUACAAGCAUUUCGAAUUACUCUAAAACGAAAUCGCAAACGAACAAUAUUAAAAGAAUAACUUCACACAGCACAUGAAACACAGAUUUCCUUUGGCGAGGCCGCUCGCAUUUCCGGGAAGAUGGGGUUGACCGACCGCGAUCUGUUCCUGCGCUUUGUUUCGGGCCGCACCAAGGAGGACCUCGAGGAAGAAAAGGAAAACGAAAAAAUCAUCCAGCAAGCCAAGAACGUGAAAGCCGCUGAGAUGAUGAAGAUGAGCAGCGACAUUCACACACCCUCGCUGUUGACCACUUCGGACAACAUGCUGCAAGACAGCACUGCAGUGUCGAUGGACGACAACUUCAUGCAGGAGCACAAAAAAAUCAUGGAGCAGAUGGAUUUUUCCAUCUCCUCCCCGUCCACAAACAACAAAACCGCAUCAAAGAAAGGAGCCCAGCAGGGUGGUUCUGGUUCUCUCUCCUCGCCCAAAAUAAACAACGGUCCGCCGUCGGGGCAGAACCAGACCCUCGCGGGAGCACUGGUGACCAGCAUGUCCUCCGCCUUGCGGGUGGACCAGGUGAAUGCCGAUUCCGUGGCGAUGCAGGACUACAAGAAACCGGAGGCACAGCUGGCCUUUGAAAUUCUGCGGGCGAUCUUCAUUUUCGGCUGGGCACUCUACCCCAUUGGAUAUGCGGUGAAGGGGGACGGAACCAAUAUUACGCAGGGGGUGGAGAACACGUUGAAUGGUAUCUAUGAUAGGAACUUACUACAAUAGUUCAUCUGGGGUCUACAUCUACUACCUUUUGUGCAAGUAGUGCAAUGAAAAACAAUAAGUUUCCUUUGCAUAGUUGUAUCAAAUGAAAAUAGAAACAACUUUACAGCCGUCUACAACGUGGCCGACUUGAUCAACAAAGUGGCCUUCGGUGGGGCAAUCUAUUACGCUGCCUGUUCGAACGUCGAGGCCGAGAAGGCCGAACUGUACGCGUUGCGCGAGUCGUUAGACCUGGAGAUAUCGCGAGAAAAAAGUGUUACAGUUACACAUUUGUUGGAGCUCUUUCUGCAUCACAAAUUUUCUCUGUGUGGCAGAGAAAACUUGUAAUGCGAAGAUCAUAAGGGAAAACAGGAAGGAAAUGAGGCUGCCAAGCAUUUCCUGCAUGAGAAAGGUUGUCUGUGUUGCCGGUCUUGCAACACAAUCUGUAACUGUAACACUUUUUUCUUACGAUAGGAGAUGACGCAAAAGCAGUGGCUAAAAAAGCAGGCGAACGGCGGCGAAAUAGAAAUGGCGGAUUGGUACAAGGUAUCAAGUGUAAAAAUGUCUGGGUCCUCUGGAAGAUUGCCAGACUUGUCAUGCAUAUUUUGCAUGGCCCCUGAUGGCUGUAAUGCAUGGCCUAGCAUCACAUAUUUCUAGAAGGCUUCCUGAUAAGUACCUAUUCUGCAUGAGAAAUGCCCUCUCCGUGUAGACCAAACUGGGCUCCUCUUGCUGGUCAUGCAAUACAGAUUUUUUUCGAAUCCGAAGACAGCGUUGGGGCGACUUGCCGUGGUAGCGCUCGGCUUUUGUAUGUUGAGGUCGCCGAAAGUGCUUCCUCGCCCACCCCCCGGGGAGGGGAUCCUUGACCUGUGGCGCUGGGUGCGGGUGUCCACUACAUGAUGAUGAUGACAGCGUGACAAGUUGCAAUCUUCCAGACCCAGACAUUUUUUCAAUCCAUACACGGCGAAGUUGAUCAAGCAAGCACGGAAGGAACAAAUGAUCGAGCAGAAGAGAAUGUGGUACAGUGCUGUAGUAGUGUUGAUUUCAUUUCUACGUCCUUCGUCCUCGUCGAGUUUUCUUUUUUCGUACUUUCCGAUUAUUGAGAAACACUAGUACAAGUACAACAAGCAAGUACAGCCCACCAUCUUAAUGUGACACCACACUACCACCAGGAAAGCCAUGUUCGCAAGUGGUGACGAAGGUGCCGCAGCGAAUUAGGCGGCAGGAAGAACGGGAUGCUGUGGGGUUUGUGGGGGAACGUGAGAUGUACGGACUCCGGUCUUCGAAAAGCGAAACUAGUCUACAAGAAAGAGCGGCUCAAAACUAAAGAAAGAGAAAGCCGAAUGACGACAGAACGAUCUGUUUAGCUGUUAUACAUUACAAUCAUCAAAGUGCUGAAAAGUUUUACAUGGAACACUGAGAUUUAGCGCACUAUGUAUUAGUACAAAUAGAAAGGAAGAGGAAGAGCAACAAGCCUGGCGAAUAGCAACGCCAGCCUGCUUACAAAGGCUCUGUAUCGGUAUCGCAGGUAUUCAUUCAGAGGCUGCAAAAGUCUCUUUGCGUAUCGAUCGAUUUUAUGGCGAAAGUAAGGUUGUACCACUAAAACAGUAGUGCUGUACAUAGCAAGUCUAGACCUCUCCCUGCAUGAGUAGAAGUGUAUAGGAAUAAGUCCUUGUGCAGGCUACAUCCCUGUACAAAAACAAGAGCCAAGGCCUACUGCGAACUCGAUCGAGCAAAUACAUGUUUUUAGCCGCGGCGCAUAAGGUACCACAAAAAGGAAAAGCAAACAAAUGCUCACGCUGACCAAUUCAAUGUGCAAGACCAAGACUGUGAACACAAC
This is a messenger RNA of Amoebophrya sp. A120, 3770 nucleotides long. The record is from the annotation of a GenBank genome assembly. Lineage: Eukaryota; Dinophyceae; Syndiniales; Amoebophryaceae.